AUGGCUACACCAAUUCCUUCUGUCAGCGCACUGCGCAUAUUGCGUCAGUCCAUACGUUCUCAAAGCUCGCAGAAUCUUCAGAGCACACACCAGGUCCGCCACGCGACACUCCUCCGACGACCGAAGCGCCCAUAUACCUUCACGCAAUUGAUCACCCUCUCCGAUGGUUCAACCUUCGUUCACCGUACUACGUCGCCCGCUCCCGUAUACAAAUCUACAAAAGAUAUCAAAAACACGCCUUUGUGGAAUCCUUCGAGCCAGAAGCUGUUGAACAUAGAAGAGGAUGAAGCCGGAAAGUUGGCGGCUUUCAGAAGCAAGUUCGGACGGGGUUGGGAUGCAGAGAGCUCAGGUAGCGCUGGAGAUAAGGGAUCGGAUCAUCUUCUGGACCUGAUCAGCGCACAAAAGAAAGAGAAGGUAGCGAAGAAAGGGUCUGGGAAGAAGCCAUCUGCAGCUGCUGCUUCGAAGGCGAAGAAAUAG
Aaosphaeria arxii CBS 175.79 is the source of this 477-nucleotide messenger RNA. RefSeq lists its product as uncharacterized. The record is from RefSeq and is a predicted model, not a curated record. The transcript is spliced from 2 exons. The coding region runs from base 1 to 477 and encodes 158 amino acids. NCBI's taxonomy places the organism in Eukaryota, Fungi, Ascomycota, Dothideomycetes, Pleosporales. Gene Ontology annotation, cellular component: mitochondrial large ribosomal subunit. Gene Ontology annotation, biological process: mitochondrial translation. Gene Ontology annotation, molecular function: structural constituent of ribosome.